CAUUAGAUAUCGCUAACUAAUCAAACUGAAUUGCCUAUCCAUAGCUAGCUUCUCACUCCAAAAACAUUAUUUCUUUUUUUUUGCCAAGAAAACAUUAUUUCAUUUAGUUUGUUGUUAAUUACAAAGAUUUCUCCAUUAUAUAACUUAAAAUUAAGGCUGUAUAAUAAUCCAAAACAUAUAUGUAUAUACACAAUGGAAGUAGCCCUAACAUCAUCAUCAUCAACACCAUCGCAUAAAACAGUCAAAGCCAUCCCGGUCGCCGCUUCCGACAGUCCGCCGCCGCCCAACCACUCCCGGAAGCGGAGAAAAAUCUGCCUCUGCAGCUGCACAGUCCUGUUACUACCCAUCGUGGUACUCCUCAUCCUAUUCUUGACAGUGUUCAAGGCAAAGGACCCCACCACCACCGUCAACUCCUUCUCCAUAAAAAAUCUCAACUCCGAUCUCGACAUCGCACGGCUGAGAGUGGAUCUCAACCUCACCCUCGCCAUAGAUUUGUCCAUCAAGAAUAACAACAUGGUUGGAUUCAAGUACCGCAACAGCACCGCCGCCCUCAACUACCGGGGCACGCAGAUCGGCGCCAUCGACCUUCCCGCCGACGAGAUCCCCUCCGACAGGACCAAACGGAUGAACAUCACGCUCACAGUCAUGGUGGAUCGAGUGCUGUCGGAGACCCAGCAGCUCAUCUCCGACGUUGUCGCUGGAGUUCUGCCGAUGAACACUUACACCAAGAUUUCCGGCAAGGUCAGAAUCUUGGGUAUCUUCAAGGUUCACGUCAAGGCAACCUCUUCAUGCGAUUUCAAUGUGAAGAUUUCUACGGCGAGUGUUACCGAUCAAAGCUGCACUAAUAAGGCAAAGUUAUGAUUUUUAUUUUGUAUAAUUAUAGUUAAUAUAAUUUCUCAGUAUUGUGUAGUUAUAUAUGUGAUAAGUAAAUAAAAUGUUUUUUUUUUA
Messenger RNA from Humulus lupulus (European hop), 948 nucleotides. RefSeq lists its product as uncharacterized. Bases 193 to 861 code for a protein of 222 amino acids. The transcript has a single exon. The record is from RefSeq and is a predicted model, not a curated record. NCBI's taxonomy places the organism in Eukaryota, Viridiplantae, Streptophyta, Magnoliopsida, Rosales, Cannabaceae.